GUAGUUUCGUUAUGACAAGUCGUUCUGAAUGUUUGUCAAAUUUAACGAUUUGAAGGCGAAAAAUACAAAUCAAAACUGAAAUUUGCAUCGCAAUGUCAAAAGCGGGUGUCGACGCAGUACAAACUUGAGUAAAUCUGAAAUCCGCGGCUCUCAGAAAGCCCCGAAUAGCAAGUAUCUUGCGUAGGCUGGGCAAUGAUAUUGUCGAAGGGUAAAGUAUUAUUUGUGAACGAACUUGUCGUGGAUGUGGAGUGCAAUUUCAAAGAUUUUCACGAAAAACUCUAGUAUUAGUAACGUGCAAAGUGGCGAGAAUACGUCGGGCGAAAUGGACCGCGGAGAAAGACGGAUUGCAGACAUGGAUGAUACAUUCGUGAGCAAACUGGCAAAACAGAGAGCGUCCAUGAAAUGGCUUCUUUCAAAAGCAUUCAACAACAAGAUUCCCGAAAAUCUAAGGGAACCGUUUUAUAGAGAUCAUGAGAAUCAAGAACAUCUGAAACCCCAGAUAGCCGGGGGUUUGGCAAGCGCGGAAAUCUAUUGCUUGGCUCUCGGCAACAUAUACUCGGAUCCUAACUACCAUAACCUCAAUCACUGGGCCAUUUUACAGACGUUAGCGAGGAAAGGGGUGAAUGAACCGUCAGACGUUCAGCUCACAGAAACCACCCUGAUACAGACGAAUCCUCUUCGAAUGGCCGCGCACAUGGCAGUCAUAGAAAUGAUAAUGUCUCUGUAUACCAAAGAGGUGGUGACGCCCGAGAGGAUUCUGGCUACGGUGCAAAGGUUCAACCACGGCAGGGCGCCUACGCCUUCCGUUCCCGAGAACCACGAACAGGGGUUGCUGUUGUGGGUGUCUCACGCUUGCGACGCUCUUAGGAAAAGAAUAGAGCAGGAAACAGACGACAAGGGCAUCAUGAACGGAGGAGAGAUAUUCAGUGUUAUUUCUGUUCAUGUGCAUAUUUAUAUUCUAAAACCCCUCAAUUUUAGUGACUUGUGCGAUGGAGUCGGUCUGGCGGCUCUCAUCUCCUACUAUUGCCCUGACGAACUGCACUGGACCGAGAUCAGGAUAUCGUGCGUGCCUUCAGUGCAGGACAGCCUCUACAAUCUGAGGUUGCUGCACGAUUUCUGCUCCAGGUGUUUGCCGACUUCCAUUUACCACCUGAUGCCCGAAGACGUAACGUAUAUGCGAGGUUCUAUGACCCAAAAUCUUAUAGUGUUCCUCGCCGAUCUUUUUAACGUCAUAGAAAUUAACCCAGCCAAAUGUGUGCGGUAUCCAGGAAUGGAUAAAUUCAGUAACGACGGGUUGCCCUCGAGCAAUGCGCACGGGGUGAUGCAUAAACGUAACCUGCUCCAGACCGUGAUGGCUCCCAUUCCGGAUCUGCGAAGCGGUAUCGAUGACCCCGCAGAUCCUUCCGCUUUCCAAGGUAAUCUCUAUCUACUACUUUGCGAUAUCAUCGAUGUGAGGAUGACAUUGGUCAGCAAAGAAAAGCACAAUAACGACAGCAAGGCCGACGAAAGGGGUGAAAUUGCUGCGGGAAGGCCGAGUAAUUGGGAAGAUACGAGGAAGCCUACUUAUGCGGGAAGGAGAAGCAGACGAAAUUCUACUUCUGACGAUUCGCAAUUGACGAUUGAAAAUUUCGGAGGUAGUCAAGACAAUUUGAAUUUCAUCGGCAGGAAUCCGGAUAAGGAGGUCGCUGUUCAUAUUGGUCGAAAAAUUUCCGCUCCCUCUUUUCCUACACCCAUAGAAAAUGCCCCUACGAGAUCGACCUAUCAAGACGCCAGAGGUUCUUUCCAGUUGGGCUACGAUAAUGGCUAUGAAGAAAAGCAAGACAAUGGUACUGAAAAAUUUAAGCUCAAACGGCAGCUUAGCAGCGAUGACAUCGCCUUCAGAAAAAUCGGUGCUAAUCUCGGUGCGGACAGAGAGAACAUCAUAAUGAAAGACCUGGUAGACGGUGAAGUGACUAAGAAGUUGAGUUUCGCCGAUUUGGGAAAGCAGAAAGUUCAAGGGGAAAGCAAGGCCAUCCAACUCGUUUAUAUGAAUGAUAAGGAGGAAUAUCCUUCGAAAUCUAGUUUUUAUAAUAAAUUAGGCAACGCCAACAGCAACGAAAAGAAAACAACAUUUGCAACACUGCCAAAUACAACCACUUGGCAACAACAAAGUACGCAGAAUCAACAAAGUGGAGAAAAUAAUGCUGAUGAAACUAUUUCUCCUAGUAAUGUUAUGAAUGUACAGCUAACAGAUAUUCGAAUGAAACUUGAAGAGAAACGAAGACACAUAGAAAGCGAAAAGCGGCGAAUGGAAAUGGCGAUGAACAAGCAGAGGCAGAAAGUUGGAAAAGCUGCUUUUCUACAAGCUGUCGUUAAGGGAAGAGGUAAUUUACUUAAAACGCCAACCGACACAGAGUCUAAUCCUAACUCUGCUGAGGGCUCUGAAACACAAAGCCCCUCAACCGAAUCUGCUCCCACACCAAAAUCCCAGAGGCCAGUAACCUUAAAGGAAAUUGAUGACAUCAAUAAUGUCGAGGGGAUUUGGCCAAAUGAUGGCCAUCCGUAUGUCGAGACGAGAAAGACACCAGACAUGGACAACAUGGAUUUGGAACAGUACCAAAGAUCCAUUGCUCAAAUGAAUACUAGUCUACACGAUAUCCAGUCAGAUAUGCAGAGGUUAGCUUCGCAACAGAACCACGCCCAGCAGCAACACCAGCAGAACCUUAUAGCCCAACAGCAAAGACAGAUACUCGCUCUCCAACAACAGCAAUACCAGAGUAUCCAGUCUCAGUCUCCUAUGAUACCUCAAUACACCUCUCAGCCGUCUUACCAGCCUCAAAUGUAUCAACCUCCUCAACAAGUAUAUGCGUCGCCAUUGCAAUCAUCCGCCAGUGCACCCCACAUACCUCAAGCUCUCUACGCCCAACAACGGAUACAAGAGCAACCGCAGUUCUUCCUACACGAACCGGCUGCGCCCAUGUCUCCAGUCCCUCCGGUCACUCCGCAGAGGAGGACUUGGGCCCAGCAACCACAACCGCCUCCCAUUCCCAUGGAGUCAUAUCAUCAGCCUGAACUGAGGACAUGGAACAAACCUCAGAGCACCGGCGGAGGUUUUGUUCUGCACGACACAGAUAGAUAUGACACAAGGUAUCAAGAACAACCAAGAUAUCAAGAGAGCAACCGUUACUCGGAAAGUCCCCGUUACCAAAAUGGCGGCGGCGAAGAACACCCUCUCCAACACUCGAGCAGUUUCACAUUGAGCCAACAGCACCAUCAUUCCCAUUACGGCACUUCUCACAGUACUCCUUCUGCCUCCCCGCAGCAUAGGAAUAUUCACAGACAAAUCUCCCAGCUGCUGGACGACAGUAAACGAGCUCCCGUCAGUUUGCAACAAAUGGAUAAUCGAGAACCACCCCAGCGGAAAAGUAGCAUCACCCAUGCUCCGAUUCCGGCGCCACCUCCCGAUGAUAUGGAACCCCAGAAUAUUUCUUUCAUUGGCAAUGCUGCUGACAAGCUUAGUGAAGGUCUCAGCAGACUCAACAUUACUUCAGGCAGCAGAACUUACAGGAUACCGUCCCCCACUCGACCCGCCAUCACGCGCAACUCGUUUCAACCGUCUCCGUCUCCUCCGAAUCUAGAACCGCCUCCGAUCGGCGAAGUGAGCAGUCUCGACAACGAUCCUUCCACUCAGAAAGGCUUCUACAUCAGCUUCGACGACGAUCAACCCAAACGGCCUAAGCCUCCUCUCAGGACGAAACGGAUGUCUCCAAAGAAAGAAAGGAGCUACGUCGAGUCACCGGAGGAGGCGAUUGAGAGAAGGGAAGAACAGCAAAGACAAGAGCUGAAGAAACGACUGGAGAGGGAAUUGGUAGAAGAGAAAUUGAGGAAUGAGGAAGAGGAUCGAAGGCGGCAAGCUCUGAUUGAACAAGAAAGAGAGAGGUUGAGGGCCAAACGAGAAGCUAGUCAGGAAAGGCAGAAAGUCAAUGCUGCCAGUGCUAUUAUUAUAGGAAAUGAUUUGAGCAAUCCCGAUCCGGACUUGGAUUACGAGAGGGAACGUAAAAAAGAAAAAAUAAUGAUGUUGUCACUUCAAAGGAGACAGCAGCAAGAGGAGGCUAAAGCACGGAAGGAGGCAGAAGCGCAAGCUAAGAAAGAACAGGAGAAAAUGAAGGAGGAGGAAAAGGCUAGGAAGAAAGAGGAGCAGGUUGCUAGGCGUCAGGCCAUUUUCGAGCAGUAUAAAUUGAAGAAAGCGUUAGAGGAAGCAGAGAGGGAGGGCAAAACUUUGGAUAGAGCAGAACUUUCGUCUCUCAAACCUGCACCUAAAAUGAGACCCAAAGGUAAUACUAGACCCCGUCCUAAAACAAUCCACAUCGAUAGCGGUUCAGUCCAAAUGGCAGAAGGGAUGUCUAGUAGAGGGAAGAAAGGGUCUUCUUCAAAUCUUGCUUAUGCUCCAUCCACCAUGAAACGAGAUUACUAUAGAGGUUCACAAGACAGCUUAGCUGACAGAAGCAUGAGCAGCGGCAUGUUGUAUAAAGAUUCGCCUGACGACAGCAGGGGUAUGUCCCCCUGUCACAGUGCCAACCAGACUUUGGGACGGCGGAGUUCGUACAAAACCAGCAGAGACCCCUCUCCUGCUCAGGUACGCGGCAGACCUAAGUAUUCAGCUUAUCAAAACUUUAAAGGGCGCAAGUCUAGCUCUAUGAUGAAUUUGUACGGCUCCAGCACGGAUCAAGAUAGUUUAGCAUAUCGAUUUGGUGAUACAGAUUCGGGCCUAGGUCGCGCCACACCUCCAAGGCGAGCGCCAUCUCCUGGAAUGAGCAUGAGACAUCUCACGUCACCUUCUGGUCCUGGCAGCUUACCUGGUCUCAUGUCAAAAGGCAGGAGGAUGUUUGACGAUGGGUCUAGUGAUAUUAGUUCGACUCCUAGUAGUAUGAUGGAUUAUAAUGGUCCACGAUUAUAUAAGCAACCUGCCAUGAAAUCGAAUCGUAGCAUAAUGCUUAAUGCCGUAGAAUAUUGUGUUUUCCCCGGUGUCGUGAACAGAGAAGCCAAAAAGCGAGUUCUCGAAGAGAUCAACCGAUCCGAGAGCAAGCAUUUCCUUAUCCUGUUCCGUGAUGCUGGUUGUCAGUUUAGAGCUCUCUAUUCGUAUUGCCCCGAAAGGGAGGAAAUUACGAAACUUUACGGAACCGGUCCCAAGCAAGUUAAUGACAAAAUGUUUGAUAAGUUUUUCAAAUAUAAUUCAGGAGGGAAGUGUUUCUCACAAGUUCACACAAAACAUUUGACUGUGACUAUAGAUGCUUUUACGAUCCAUAACUCGUUAUGGCAAGGAAAGAAGGUCAAUCUCCCGAACAAAAAAGAUAUGGCUCUGGUUAUUUAAGUGAAUGAAAGUCUAAAAAUUGUUGUUAAUUAGUCAUCUAAUAUUAUUACGUAUUAUUUUUUGUUAAUGCUUUAUUAAAUGUUAUACUUUUUUGUUUCGAGCAAAUUCGAACAAAUUUUACAUAAUAUUGAAUGAUUGAUUUUCUAAAGUAUUUUACUGCGCAAUUAUUUGUUUAUUAUGCCAAUGAUGCAAGGUCUGAGAUAUUAGAUGUAUCCCCCUUUUACCAGAAUAUCUGUUGAUUUCACUUUAUUUUCUUUUUUGUAUUAUGUGCCUUCUGUAUGUAUAUUUAGGUAUUUCCUGUAGUAUUUUUACAUUUAUUUUUUUUGUGAAGAGUGAAGCUUUUUAUUUGUGCCAAUGGAACACCUCGAAAUUCUUAUCACAAAAAAGGAUAUGUGCUACGUGCUUAUUGUACGCUAUUCUGUCCAUGGAGAGAAACAAUAAAAUUUUCUUAUUAGUGUCA
This is a messenger RNA of Leptinotarsa decemlineata (Colorado potato beetle), 5810 nucleotides long. RefSeq names its product calmodulin-regulated spectrin-associated protein patronin (gene Patronin). Lineage: Eukaryota; Metazoa; Arthropoda; Insecta; Coleoptera; Chrysomelidae. The record is from RefSeq and is a predicted model, not a curated record. Gene Ontology annotation, molecular function: spectrin binding; calmodulin binding; microtubule minus-end binding. Gene Ontology annotation, cellular component: microtubule minus-end. Gene Ontology annotation, biological process: negative regulation of microtubule depolymerization; cytoplasmic microtubule organization; neuron projection development.